Messenger RNA from Magnolia sinica, 933 nucleotides. RefSeq names its product LIM domain-containing protein WLIM1-like. The transcript is spliced from 5 exons. Gene Ontology annotation, molecular function: actin filament binding. The record is from RefSeq and is a predicted model, not a curated record. Gene Ontology annotation, biological process: actin filament bundle assembly. Gene Ontology annotation, cellular component: plasma membrane; actin cytoskeleton. Bases 160 to 738 code for a protein of 192 amino acids. Lineage: Eukaryota; Viridiplantae; Streptophyta; Magnoliopsida; Magnoliales; Magnoliaceae.
UAUUUUUAAAUUUCUUUUUCUUUCUUUACUAUUCCUCUUAUCCUUUUAUAUUCUUCUCUCUCCCCCUCUCUCGUUCUCACCUCUUGAAAAAGCUUUGAAUAGGAAGGACAGAAAGGCAAAGGAGAGAGAGAGGUAGAGCUUUUGGGUGCUGUAGAAGCAAUGGCCUUUGCUGGAACAACCCAAAAAUGUCAGGCUUGCGACAAGACGGUUUAUCUUGUCGAUAAGCUGACCGCCGAUAACCGGAUCUUCCACAAGGCCUGCUUCCGGUGCCACCACUGCAAAGGAACUCUCAAGCUUGGAAACUACAACUCUUUUGAGGGAGUUCUCUACUGCAGGCCCCACUUCGAUCAGCUCUUCAAGAGAACUGGCAGCCUAGAUAAAAGCUUCGAAGGAACCCCAAAAGUCGUCAAGCCCGAAAAACCUGCCGAAAGUGAGAACGCCUCUGCUAACAAAGUGUCGAAUAUGUUCGCUGGUACGAGAGAGAAGUGCGUUGGAUGUAAAAGGACAGUGUAUCCAAUCGAAAAGGUCACUGUCAAUGGAACUGCAUACCACAAGAGCUGCUUCAAGUGCACCUAUGGAGGGUGUGUGAUCAGCCCAUCCAACUACAUUGCACACGAAGGGAAGCUGUAUUGCAAGCAUCACCACAUCCAACUCUUCAGAGAGAAAGGCAACUACAGCCAGCUUGAGAACGACAAUGAGAAGGACACAGAUGAGACUGUAGCCGCUGCAGAAUCGUAAUCUGUCGGACCCGAUUGUGUUUUGCCAUGCUGUUUUGUUACAGUCUCUUACAUGUUUGGAUUGGGAGUGUUUGAGAUGUUGCCAAGAAAAAAACACUUGUGGGCUGUUGUUGUUUUUCAUCUUUUCCUUGUUUGGGUUCCUUGAGAUUGUUGGAACAUAUUAGCUUAAGAUCAGACAUGGCCCAUUUGAUGAUCA